This is a messenger RNA of Acaulospora morrowiae, 210 nucleotides long. Lineage: Eukaryota; Fungi; Glomeromycota; Glomeromycetes; Diversisporales; Acaulosporaceae. The record is from the annotation of a GenBank genome assembly.
AUGGCAAAACAAACUAUGGAAAAAAACCAACAAAUGAUGUUAGCUUUAGGACACAGUAUUAAAGAAAUAAUAAAAAUUACAAGACCAGAAUGCGAAUACAUAACGACUGAUACCACAAAAAGAAAAAUUGAUAAAAUACAAGAAAUUAGUGACAGGAUAUUAUUAGAUGCUCAAAGAUGGGAUGAAUUGAAUUUUUUGGAAAAACUUUUG